CCUUAUAUUUGGACAUUCUUGCCGGCCUUUUCACUUGGCCUAAAAUUCCUCCAAACACGUUUUUUUGGUUAUACGUUUUUCUCAUCCACUUUCUCAAAGGAAAUGGGCGCUUACUGUGAUGAAAAUCUCUCUUUCUCUCCGGCUUGUAAUUUGUCUCCUUCUCACGACCUCCGGCUCUCCAAACACGUCCACGACAACGUUCACGGCAACAUUUAUCUCGAUCCUCUCUCUUUGAAGUUUAUUGACACCGAGCAAUUUCAAAGGCUCCGUGAGCUGAAACAACUUGGAUUGGCACACCUGGUUUAUCCAGGGGCUGUACAUUCCAGGUUUGAGCAUUCUCUUGGUGUGUAUUGGCUUGCGGGUGAAGCUAUGCAAAAGCUCAAAACUUAUCAGGGUUUGGAGCUUGGUAUUGAUCGAUUUGAUGUUCAAGCAGUGAAAGUUGCAGGACUUCUACAUGAUGUAGGCCAUGGACCUUUUAGCCACUUGUUUGAACGGGAAUUUCUCCCCAAAGUUCUUAAUAGCUUCAAAUGGGCUCAUGAACAAAUGUCAGCAGAUCUGAUUGAUCAUAUUGUUGAUGUGCACCAUAUCGAUGUUGAAUCUGAGAUGAUUAAAAGAGUCAAGGAAAUGGUACUAGCUAGCUCUGAGUUUGCACUGCCAAAAAGUGCAAAGGAGAAGCAAUUCUUAUAUGAUAUUGUUGCAAAUGGUCGGAAUGGAAUUGAUGUGGAUAAGUUUGAUUACAUUGUCCGCGACAGUCGAGCUUGUGGCCUAGGAUGCAGCUUUGAUUUCCACAGGUUGAUGGAGACUAUGCGAGUUUUGGGUGAUGAGAUCUGCUAUCGUGCUAAAGACUAUCUUAGCAUCCACAAGUUAUUUGCUACUCGUGCUGAUCUUUAUCGAACUGUGUACACCCACUCUAAAGUGAAGGCUGUUGAGCUAAUGAUAGUAGAUGCUCUUUUAAAAGCUAAUAGUUAUCUAGAAAUCUCUUCUUCCAUUCAGGAUCCUUCUGAGUACUGGAAGCUAGAUGACACAAUAAUCAAAACUAUCGAGACAGCACCAGAUGAAGAACUCCGAGAAUCUAGAGAUUUGAUUCUGCGCAUUCGUAGGAGAAAUUUGUAUCAGUUCUGUAAUGAGUAUUCAGUUCCAAAAGACCAAUUGGAACAUUUCAAAGAUGUCACUGCACAAGACAUUGCUUGUUCCCAGAAAAAUGGGGGAGUACUGCUGCAAGAAGAUGAUAUUGCUGUUAGCAAUGUCAGAAUUGAUUUGACUCGUGGAAGGCAAAAUCCUCUCGAAAGCAUCAACUUUUUCAAGGAUUAUGAGAGUCAGGAGAAGUUCCCCAUACCACAUGAACGCAUCAGUCACUUGCUGCCCACAUCUUAUCAGGAUAUGAUAGUGAGAGUGUACUCGAAGAAACCUGAAUUGGUAGCAGCUGUCUCUGAGGCAUUCGAAAAUUUUCAACUAAAAAUCUACGGAGUUAAAGCUCAAGUGCAUGCUACACCUGAGAAGAAGAAACGGCGCUUUUAAGGCUGCAUGGUGUUGAUUGUUUCUCCUUGUUACUCCUUUUUUGUCCAAAAUAUAUAUAGAUUAUAUUUUCAUUUGCCACAUGCAAAGUAAAUGCAGUUCAAAAGUUAUACUACUAGAUUGUUGUUAUGAUAAAAGCCAUUCUAGUUUUCACUCAACUUGAAAGAGAGAAUAGUGUCAUCAAAUGAACCGUUUUGUAUAGUUGGUCAUUUGCUUUUUGGGGCUUUGGGUGAGAAAUAUCAGCUUUUUGCUUUUGAACUGAAUUUAUAAUUGCCUUGAAAAAGUGCAAGUUUUUGAGCUAUCAAACUUGCUGCUUCCAAUAUGAUGCUUUUAUUAAGGUCUA
Gossypium raimondii (Peruvian cotton) is the source of this 1858-nucleotide messenger RNA. RefSeq lists its product as uncharacterized. Gene Ontology annotation, biological process: dGTP catabolic process. Bases 103 to 1518 code for a protein of 471 amino acids. Gene Ontology annotation, cellular component: nucleus. Gene Ontology annotation, molecular function: dGTPase activity. The record is from RefSeq and is a predicted model, not a curated record. NCBI's taxonomy places the organism in Eukaryota, Viridiplantae, Streptophyta, Magnoliopsida, Malvales, Malvaceae. The transcript is spliced from 19 exons.